GAGAGAGAGUACCAAGCGUUCGUUCCAACAAAAAUUGACCUGAAAUUACUUAUUUUCCUCAGUUUAGUCCUCUCCUCAAUUUCCCAUUAUAGCAAACCUUCAGUUCGGUCAACCACAGAACUACUCCCUUUCUUCCCAUUUAAAAACCCUACUCCAUAAACUAACAAAAAGACUGAAACCCUAGUUCUUGUAUACGUACAUAUUUUCUCAGCAACUCCAGCCAUGGCGGAUUCAGACACUGAAUCGGGAGGAGCUCAAAACAGCGGUUCAAACGCAGGAGGGAACAACAACUGCAGCGACCACCUUUCUUUCCCUAAAGAACAAGACAGGUUCCUGCCCAUCGCCAACGUUGGCAGGAUCAUGAAAAAGGCUUUGCCCGCCAACGCCAAGAUAUCCAAAGAAGCUAAAGAAACGGUACAAGAAUGCGUUUCGGAGUUCAUCAGCUUCAUCACCGGAGAAGGAUCCGAUAAGUGUCAGAAGGAGAAGAGGAAGACCAUCAACGGCGACGACCUCUUGUGGGCCAUGACCACGUUAGGGUUCGAAGAUUACGUGGAGCCCUUGAAGGUUUACUUGCAGCGGUUCCGGGAGAUGGAAGGCGAGAAGAUAUCGGUCGCACGUGAUAAAGACGCGCCUCUCGGUGCUGGCGGAGGUGGCGGAGUUUAUGGUGCGAUGAUGGCACAUCAGCAUCAAGGACACGUGUAUGGUUCUACUGCGUUCCAUCAAAUGGGUAAUGGGGUGGGUAAAGGUGGGCCUCCGAAUUAUAUGGGUGGGCCGAAGUAGUUCCUCGUCUGUCACCAUCGUGGCUCGACACGUGUUUGAUCGUUUGGAAUUCGAUAAUAAUUCCGGUUUGGGUCGGCCCGGUUAGGUCAUCAUUGGGUACACGUGCAUGCUUUUGGUGACUUUGGGCAACCUGCGCUGAAGGUAAACCUGGGAGAAUUAUAGCCUAUAGGCGAAGGGAAGUUGAAUGUGAUAGGGCCUACGUAGAUAUAAUCAAAGACACGUGUGCGGUAGGAAGAAGGUAGGAUCAAUUUCAGGCCCUUGAUCUGUAUCUUAAACGUAGGUAUCUUGUAGUUUAUGACUAUGGUUUUGGGUAAAAGUAAAAAACAUUAGGAUUAUGGCUUUGUAAUAAUUGUG
Hibiscus syriacus is the source of this 1134-nucleotide messenger RNA. Its product is annotated as nuclear transcription factor Y subunit B-1-like. Gene Ontology annotation, molecular function: RNA polymerase II cis-regulatory region sequence-specific DNA binding; DNA-binding transcription activator activity, RNA polymerase II-specific; protein heterodimerization activity. The coding region runs from base 223 to 780 and encodes 185 amino acids. NCBI's taxonomy places the organism in Eukaryota, Viridiplantae, Streptophyta, Magnoliopsida, Malvales, Malvaceae. The transcript has a single exon. The record is from RefSeq and is a predicted model, not a curated record. Gene Ontology annotation, cellular component: CCAAT-binding factor complex. Gene Ontology annotation, biological process: regulation of transcription by RNA polymerase II.